CAUCUCUGGUCCUCCAGACUUCAAGCACAGAGGCGUGACACAACUUGUGAGGAGUCAGACCGGACAGACCAUUCAUAAAACCACACCAACAAAACAACAGCACGCCAAGCUAGACUCACGUCAGCCCUCUUCUCCAGUUCACCCUCUUUGACUCACUCUGCACAUUUAUUCUCGCUUUUCACUUAUGUCACGCAAAUCCAGCGAUGACUAUAAUCUGCGUAGUAUGAGCAACCUGAUGGGCGAGAGGAAGAAGCGAGCAUCGGAUGAUGGAGAGCGGAGUCUCAUCAAAGCUCCGUCCAGCGCCAGCCUCAGCAGCGCCGGUCCCUCAGCGACGUCCCCCGCGCCGGCGGACCUGGAGCGUGCGGCGCGCAAACAGUUCCAGCAGGAUGUCACGCCGGGAUUCGUCUACGUCCUGGCCGUGUUCUCCGCUAUCGGCGGCUUUCUGUUCGGAUAUGACACCGGGGUGGUGUCCGGAGCGAUGCUUUUGCUCAAGAGGGACAUGAAUGUAAGUGCCCUGUGGCAAGAGCUGCUGGUGUCCGGGACUGUUGCCGCGGCGGCGGUGUCCGCGCUGCUCGGCGGGUAUCUCAACGGACUGUUCGGGCGGCGGGUGUGCAUCCUCAUGGCCAGCUUCACCUUCGCCAUCGGGGCGAUAGUGUUGGGAUCUGCGCCUAAUAAGGAGGCUCUGCUGGUUGGACGGCUCAUAGUGGGACUUGGGUUGGGUAUUGCAUCCAUGACUGUUCCUGUGUACAUUGCUGAAACCUCACCGCCCCACCUGAGAGGACGCCUGGUCACUAUCAACACUCUAUUCAUCACAGCAGGCCAAUUCAUAGCCAGUGUUAUUGAUGGGGCCUUCAGCUACAUGCAGCAUGAAGGCUGGAGAUAUAUGCUGGGUCUUUCAGUGGUCCCUGCAUUGCUUCAGUUCCUAGGGUUCCUUUUCCUACCCGAGAGUCCUCGCUGGCUCAUCCAGAAAGGUCUUACCCAGAAGGCCCGGCGCGUACUCAGCCAAAUCCGUGGCAACCAGAACAUUGACGAGGAGUAUGAUACUAUCAAAAGCAGCAUUGAAGAGGAGGAAAAAGACUGUGGAGGAGAGGGCCCGGUGAUCUGGCGCAUGCUGACCUACCCUCCGGCACGCCGUGCUCUCAUUGUGGGUUGUGGACUCCAGAUGUUCCAGCAGCUUUCUGGCAUCAAUACGGUCAUGUACUACAGCGCCACCAUUCUGCAGAUGUCUGGAGUACGUGAUGACAAAUUGGCCAUCUGGCUAGUGACUGUAACAGCGUUCACAAAUUUUCUGUUUACUUUGUUGGGCGUUUGGUUGGUUGAAAGGGUGGGCAGACGCAGACUUACGUUGGGAAGCAUCUUUGGUACUGUAUUGAGUCUGUGUAUCCUAUCAGUUGGCUUCCUCCUGUCAGCCCAGCAUUCUCCUCCUGUUACACUACAUCUCACGGACCCCACGACACCCAACUCCAGCUGCACAACACAUCUGUCGUGUGAACCCUGUAUGUUGGACCCUGGCUGUGGUUACUGUUAUCAGGAAAACAGCACUGCUGUGUUUGCCUCCUCCUGUGUGCCCGUCAAUCCGGCCUCCACUGAGAGAGCAGCGUGGGGCAAGUGCUCCAACUCCACACAUAUCCCAGGUAGUGGUAUAUGGGCUUAUAAUUUUUGCCCAACAUCUUAUUCAUGGGUUGUGCUCGUGGGACUAGUGCUCUAUCUCGCAUCUUUCGCCCCAGGAAUGGGUCCGAUGCCAUGGACAGUUAAUUCUGAAAUCUACCCUCUUUGGGCCAGAAGCACAGGCAAUGCUUGUUCGGCCGGAGUGAACUGGACCUUCAAUGUGCUGGUGUCUGUAACGUUCCUUCACAUGGCCCAGUACCUGACUUACUACGGUGUAUUUUUCCUGUAUUCCAGUUUGGCUCUAACCGGUUUCUUUUUCAUUUAUGGCUGCCUGCCCGAGACUAAGGGACGGCGGCUAGAAGAGAUCGAGUCCUUGUUUGAAAACCGGCUUUGCUCAUGCGGGAUCUCGGAUUCUGAUGAGGAUCGGCAGGUGGAAUACAUCCGGGUGAAAGGCUCAAACUACCACCUAUCGGAUAACGACGCAUCAGAUGUCGAAUAACUCAUGUGAAACCUCUAGGUUGGGAAACAGGAAUGAGAAGGUAUCGAUUGAGCCUCAUUCAACCCUGACGUCAGGUCCGCCCACUGUAUCGGUCAGGUUGAGCCUCUCUUCACUGCGACGGCAAGAACAGGGUUGUAGAGCACACACACACACACACAAAAAAUUAAAAAACACGCAGUGCCAAGUCAGCUUUUAUAAUAUCGUCAGUAUAUUUUUGCCUCACAGUACAUGCAGAUCUACUGGCUCGUUUCUCCACUGUCAGAUGAAUAUCCUCUGCUCAUUUAUGUAAAAUGAGAUGUUAACUGUAAAUUCAAUAAUAUAUAUGCAGAAGGAUAUUAUUUUUGUUCGAGUGUGAACUCAAUGCAAAUGUUAUAUUUGGAAAUAACACUUAUACACACUAAGAAAAAUAUAAGCAACACUACCAGUCAAAAGUUUGGACACACCUACUCAUCAUUUAAUUGUAUUUUUCACAGUGAAGUCAUUAAAAUAUUAAACCAUUAAUGGAAUUAUGUAGAUUUCAAAAACAUUUAACAAAUCAUAUUUUCGAUAUAAUUCAAAUAGCAACCCAUUGCCGACAUUACAGCUUUGCACUCUUUCGCCAUUCAAGUGUGUCUAAAUUUGUAAUCGUAGUUUACAAAUAAUCCAAACCAACUGUAUUGAGUCAUUUGAAGUCCCUAAAUAUGAACAAAAAUCGAACACAAGUGAAUAAACGUCAUUGUCAUGUCCCUCUGGCCUACUCAUUCAAAUCUUUGAUGCUUUGAAAAUGUGUAGCAAAUCGCAUUGCUUGUUUGUAAUAUGCAAUUACUGUCUAGUUUUCGAAGUACAGUAGUUUAUUUUGUAAUUUGAACCUUCAUGUUUGUAGAUGAAUUAAAGAUUAUUGACACAAAAUGUAGCUUUCUGCAGUUCCCUGUGAUAGUGUAGUGUGGGCCUUAUAAAAUAUUUCACAAUUUUUACUUAAGUUUUGGCAGUUUAUAUCAUUAUUGUGUGGUUAAGAAAUUUCGAUCACACGUUAUUUUAAGGUCCAAUUUUGACUAUGAACAAACCAUUAACUUCAACUUUUGCCACAAUAAAUUCCUAAUUUGAUGCUUAUUACGUUUGUAAAGUAGUUGUUAACUUAAGGUAUUAGGGAUGUAGAAUAUGGUUAUGUAGAAUAUGUGCUUUAUAAGUACUAAUAAACAGACAAUAUGUUAAUAAUAGGCACGCUAAUAAGCAACUAGUUAAUAGUGAGAAUUGCUCCCUAUACUACAGUGUUACUAAAAUUUGAAUGAUUUGCUUUUAAAUGUUAUUUUUUAUUACCAGUUUAAUUUGUCUUCCUUAUAGCCUAGUGUACAAAAGUCAUCGCAUUGGUCUUGUCCACGAAACAGUGUAGGAUAACCGUUUUGACAAGUAGAUUUUAAUAUCCAAUAUUCUGUCGUGCUGCUUUGUAAGUAUACAAAUAGACAAAUACACAUCAAGCUGAGCCAAACCGACCUGAAAAUCUCUAUGUUGUGGUUGUAGCUUUAUCGAAACCAAUAAUGUCGACACAUGUUCCUGUUUAAAGGUUUCACUCUGUUCAGUGAUACAGUAAGUACUUGUGCACAUCAGGCCUUGUGUAUUGUGUGUUUUGUUUAGAAAUAUGAUAAUGUGUAAUUUGACAUUUGCCAUUGGAUAAAACUUAAUUUGGUUGAGAGAAGCACAAAUUAAAUUGGCAUAGUGUUUGGUAUUUUAUCAGUUUAGACUUUAAAAGAAACAGUUCACCCACAAAUGGUCAUCAUUCACUCAAAAUCAAGUUGUUCCUAACAUGUAUGACUUUUUUUUACUCUGUGGAACAUAAAAGGAGAGGUUCUGAAGAAUGUUCAAGCUGCCCUUUUACAUAUAAUGAAAGUAUACAGUAACCAAUGGAAAGCCAAUCUCCAAAAAGGACAACAAAAUCCCAGAUUUUUGACAUUUUUGGAUGAACUAUUUCUAUAAGACAAGCAACUGAAUCUCUAACAUAAAACAGAUUGCUUCAAGUAGAGUGAAUAGAGGCAUUAGAAUAGUCAAUGAGUUUCAGUCUACGUGUAUGAUGUAAUUUAAAGGUUUAUUGAACAGUUUCAUGUGCACCAGAUGUUUUUGAAUUUUCGAUUGUACUUGGGAGGUGCUUCAACAUGGACAGCCAUUUGUGUUCUAACACAUCUGUUUUAAGUGUAUGGAUGUAUCUUUUGUUUUUGUAUGUGAAACAAAAUGCAGCGUUUAUACUGUUGAUUGAAACUAGUGAGGACAAAUGUGUUGUAUAGUAUUUGAUUACUGUUGCUGUAAAUGUUUUGCUAGAUUUAUAUUCCAUGAAACUAAAUAUACGAACUUUGACAACUUAAAUAUGUACUUGGAGAUUAUAAUAAAGAUAUAUAUAACAUA
Carassius gibelio (silver crucian carp) is the source of this 4480-nucleotide messenger RNA. RefSeq names its product proton myo-inositol cotransporter-like. Bases 185 to 2107 code for a protein of 640 amino acids. Gene Ontology annotation, biological process: transmembrane transport. The record is from RefSeq and is a predicted model, not a curated record. Lineage: Eukaryota; Metazoa; Chordata; Actinopteri; Cypriniformes; Cyprinidae. The transcript has 10 exons. Gene Ontology annotation, cellular component: membrane. Gene Ontology annotation, molecular function: myo-inositol:proton symporter activity.